Molecule: messenger RNA, 201 nt
Organism: Mesorhabditis spiculigera
Lineage: Eukaryota; Metazoa; Nematoda; Chromadorea; Rhabditida; Rhabditidae
Source: the annotation of a GenBank genome assembly
AUGAAGCUCUACAUUUUCCUGUCCGUGUUGGCUCUUGGCUUCCAUGGAUUGGUCGCUCAUCGUGGCGAUAGAGUGAGCUCGAGCUCGUCGGAUGAGCGGAAGGAGGUCAAUCAUAUAAAAGUACCCCUACUCUACAUCGGGCGUCAGCCAGUUUACUGCCGCGACUAUGUCAAACCGCCCAAGGGUUGCAUCUAUGAGGAC